Molecule: messenger RNA, 1260 nt
Organism: Dermacentor silvarum
Lineage: Eukaryota; Metazoa; Arthropoda; Arachnida; Ixodida; Ixodidae
Product: 3-hydroxy-3-methylglutaryl-coenzyme A reductase-like
Exons: 10
Coding region: 16-1260 (414 amino acids)
Biological process (GO): SREBP signaling pathway
Cellular component (GO): endoplasmic reticulum membrane; Golgi membrane
Molecular function (GO): sterol binding
Source: RefSeq, a predicted model, not a curated record
AGCUGCCGCAGCACCAUGGGCGACGCGCUGUCGCCGCCGCGCCGCAGCGACGCCGUCGUGCGCAAGCUCGAAGAGGCCGCCCUGACCGCCCUGCGCCGCGCUCUACGCCACUGCGCCAGGGCCCAGCGCUGCAGCCCGGGGGCGAUGCUGGCGCGGUUGUUCUACGCGCACGGGCGCGUGUGUGCGUCGCACCCGUGGGAAGUGAUCGUGGGCUUCCUCACGCUCACCAUCUGCCUGCUGUCCAUGGGCUCGGCCUUCCUGGCUGGCAGCCGGCUCUGCGGGUGGUCGCCACAGUGCCAGAUGAGGGAGGAGGACAGAGGCAUGGACGUCGUCGUGAUGACCGUGACGCGCUGCAUGGCCCUGUUGUACGUGUACCACCAGUUCCGGGUACUCUACAAGCUGGGCUCCAAGUACCUCAUAGGCAUAGCAACCAUUUUCACAAUUUUCUCCAGUUUCGUCUUCAGCAGCAGCGUAGUGAAUCUCCUAGAAGGCGACCUGUCUGAACUCAAAGAGGCGCUGCCAUUCUUUCUACUUCUCAUUGAUUUAUCCAAGGCUGGUCUACUGGCCCAGUUUGCUCUCAGCUCCAGCUCGCAGGAGGAGGUACGAGAGAACAUAGCCCGUGGAAUGGCUGUGCUGGGCCCCACGAUCACUCUGGACACCAUCGUUGAGACACUGGUUAUUGGUGUGGGCACCCUUUCAGGUGUGAAACGGCUGGAAGAACUUUGCUGCUUUGCCUGUAUGUCAGCAUUGGUCAACUAUGUUGUCUUCAUGACCUUCUUCCCAGCUUGUUUGUCCUUGGUUCUAGAGUUGUCACGAGACAGAGAAGAGGGACGUCCUGUGUGGCAAUUGAGUACAUUAGCAAGAGUCUUACAACAAGAAGAAGAACAAAAGCCAAAUCCAGUCCUCCAGAGGGUAAAGAUGAUCAUGUCGGCUGGGCUUAUGCUUGUGCACACGCAUAGUCGGUGGAUGGCAGGCAGCCCAGGAACGCAGGGCCCAGACCCCAUUGCAUCUGACAAGCUUGCCUGGGGGCCUUACUUUCAAAGAUGGCUGGCGGUGAGCCCUGAGCAGCUGGUGUUGCUCGUGCUGGCAUCAGCGCUGGCUGUCAAAUACAUCUUCUUUGAGAAUCGGGAGGAGCUAGAGCUGCAUUUUGCACAACAGAGUCACCCGUGGGAAGAGAAGGCUUGCCUAGGCGACUCCACAAACGGUAAGUGUUUCAUGCGGCUUACCCAAACCUGGUUUAAAUGGCUGCUGCUUGUGUAG